CGCGCGCUCGGCUGCAACAUGGCGAUCGCGCGCACCGACCCGUCACCGCGCAUCCUGCGGUGCCGUACGGCAGAAAUGCUCCGUUCUCGCGUCACCGUACGCGUUACUCCCGUGGACGUUACGUGAGCGCGCGGGGCCGGAGAAGAGACAUGAUAGAUUGACCGUCGAUCGGUAGACGGCGCGACAGUGAGUGAUAGUUCAUCACUCGGGGCUUCGGCUCAGUCAGUGUUGCCCAGCGCAGCACUGACUCCUCUCGCUUAUUCAUUCGUGUUCAACGCCCACCGCUCUAAAAAAUGGCUUGUUGGUUUUUUUUCUAGCGUUUAAAACGAGUCAAGAGAGUAUUUGUGUGUUUUGCGAAAGACGCUUCGUUUCGUGGUUUCCGUUCGUUGCGGGGCGCGAUUUUUACCGCCAGAACCAGUUUGAAUUCUGUACUGAACAUUUCUCGUGUCAUUCAGCUGGAUUAGAGCUAACCCGUUAGAAUCGCGCAGAGGAGUGUUAUUUACACUGCGAGGAAAUCCACAUUCCGGUGAACUAGUAGAGAAUGGAACACUAUACGUUUUUAAACAUUUUUCACAUCCUCUACUAGAAGUGACUAAAAGUGACGAAGCGCUCGCGCCGCUGUGUGUCCACCUGACCAGGCUUAACCAGGUAGUCCCGCGUUCCUACUAGUCGCACUAAUUCGUGAUUUAACCGGCCACCGCCCACUAUUUCCGUACAGCAAUCUGAGCAUUAAGUUACAGACAGUGUUAAACGGGUACAUUUUUACCUCAGGUUUUCGCGAAUAUUGCUUAUAUUUGAAGGUAAAACGCAGUUGCUACUUAGCCCAGCUGACGCUGCAUAGACUCAUGACUCAGAGAUGAAGUUCGCGGCGUUUGUAUUUCACAAAUCUAGUUUUUCGUCAAAAGGUUCAGUAGUUCGCUGCGCUAAUGUAAUGCGGACGUGGAUUUUGAGAAUAACUUCUCAUUUUGUCCACUGAAUAUGAAUUCAGUUGUCUAAAAACUGUGUAUGAAUUGAACUUAGAGAAUAUUUUAAAGCCGCUGCAGGAAAUAAAUACACACAGGGUACAGGACAGUGGAGUUCUUGUUUUUGGCUUCUGUUCGGGGUUAUAACUUAUAGAUUUACACUAGUGCCCUCUAUAGAGUCUAUAUUGUAAGAUGUUGAGUUGUGCUGUGAAAUUUUAGUUUAAAGUGACUUAAUGCUGACGGUGUGCAAUAUAAAUUUCCCCGGAUUUUACUUCAGUCAUUUACAUCAUGGCAAGGGUUCCUCAUGGAAAUGGGUCGGUUGGAGGACUUUACUGCGAAGGCCUCUUCAACGCUGGUAUGAAACAAACAUGGUGUCGUGUGGUGAUGCUUCGCUGAGUACAGCGGGCCUGGUGAAGUCCAAGAUGUACAGCAAACCACCCAAUGUGCUCAAAGCUCCAAAACCCUGAACCACAUCUCCACAUGAAUGUGAAAUUAUUGUGACGCCUUAAGUUCCAGCUGUUGUAUAACCGCUACCCAGAAGGCCUAGGGGCGUCCCUGUACCAAGAGCAGUUUGACUUCAACGCGGAGCCACCCUGGGAUCCCAGCUGAUACAGGGGCGGCGCCACCUCCUGACUCGUCCAUUUUGUUGCAUAUUCCUGGGAUCCCAAGGGCUUAGUCCUUUCUUUGAUUUGACUGUCUGCUUUAUGAUCGGAUUUGCGGAAUACGGUUGAGAUGAAAGGACUUCUUGAUGAACAAAACAUCACUGUUGAACUUCUGGAGGGAGGCACAACUCUUGGAGAUGUCAUUGAUAAGCAUAUUUACGAGCAAGUGCUGGCUGAAAAGAGUGCAUUUCUUGUGGCCAACCUUGGGGUCCUGAUGCAGCAGCAUGUUGUCUGGCAGUCUUACAUGGCACCCAUGCGCCCAUUCUACCCUGUCAAAUGCAACAGUGACCCAGCUGUCAUUGGGGUCCUGGCUGCCCUCGGAACUGGCUUCAUCUGCACCAGCAAAACUGAGCUAACGCUUGUGCUGGGCUUCGGCAUCGCUCCUGGGGACAUCAUCUUUGCCGGCGGCUGCAAGCAGCUCUCCCACAUAAAGUAUGCAGCCAAGAGUGGUGUCAAACUCUUUGUGUGUGACAAUGAAGUGGAGCUGUGCAAGAUAGCACGCUGUCACCCAGGCGCCAGGUUGCUACUGGAGGUGGCCACUGCUUCCGAGGAUCAGGAAACCAGCAUGGCCCCCGGCUGCUCACUCAAGGCCUGCAGGCACCUGCUGGAGUGUGCAAAGGAGCUGGACAUGCAGGUGGUGGGCAUCAGGUUCCAGGUACCUUCCUCCUGCAGGGACUUCCAGGCCUAUUCCCAUGCAGUAGCAGACGCCCAAUCUGUGUUCGACAUGGGGGUGGAGUUUGGCUUCAAUAUGAGGAUUCUGGAUAUCGGCAGUGGAUUCAGUGGAUCGGAGUCCCAUCUGAAACAGGUCCAGUCUGUCCUUGGGCCACUGCUGAAGGCUUCCUUUCCGGACCUCCCUGGAGUAGAUGUCAUUGCAGAGCCUGGGAGUUUCUACGUGUCCUCAGCAUUCACCCUGGUGGUCAACAUCGUUGCCAAGAAGGCAACUAUCCGAGAUGGCUGUGACCAUUUUCAAGAUGUUUUGUCCCUGGAUAAUGAGCCAGAGUUCCUGUACUACAUGAAUGAUGGAGUCUAUGGGUCCUUCGCCAACAGACUGCUGGACAGAACCAUCCCGGCCCCUUCAGUCCACAAGAAGGUCUUGACAGUGGAAGAGCCUGUAUUUGCAAGCAGCUUGUGGGGAACCACCAGUGAUGAGCUGGAGCAGGUGGUGGAGCGCUGCUUGCUCCCAGAACUCAGUGUGGGCGACUGGCUAGUCUUCAGCAACAUGGGGGUUCAUGACCUGGGGGGCUUACAGCAACCACCUGUCCACUACAUCAGCUUUGCUGAUCAAUGGUCCAAAGUGCAGGAGGCUGGGAUUAGUUGUAACUGCAGCCUGAAGAACUGCUUGAUGAUUCCACGCUGCUCAUAGCUGCCCAGUGAACCGGAAUAUCUGCUUGCCUGUACAACAUUCCAAGGCCUGAUUUUGCACCAGCCUUAAAACUCUGUUCCGCAGAAAUGAGAAAUUGGUGUUAAUAUUUGCUUUAGUGGUUUGAGAGAAAAGCAAAACUUAGUUUUUAGACCCACCCCACCAACCCACACAAAACAGAUUGGUAUUUUUAAGUCCUACAGUAUGCAACAAAAUGGACAAGUCAUUCUGCUUCUGGGUUUUCUGAACCCUGCUUUAGUUUAGUUUUCCUAAUCAUGUGCAUUCAUAAAUGUAGAUUUACUAAACUGGAGAUUCUAUGGUGACCAUUGAUAUGGCUGAAGAAUUAGAUUUGGAUUUAAAUAUUUACAAAAUGUCAGUUUGUAUUCAUCUGUCAUUUGAAAGUUGGUCUGAAAUUAAUUUUCUGCCACGUCAAACUAAUCACAACACCGUAAAUCAGGUUGUUUGUAGAAUUUGGUUGCACAAAACUUUGAAGACUGUUCAGGAGAGGAAAAAAGGAGCGUGUACAGUGUUUGACAGUGAUUGAAUGUGUAUCGGAUCAUUUUUAAAGCAGUGCUCUCACUAGGCAUGACAUGAACUUGACUUUGGACUGGAAGAUCUUGGCUUGUCUGCACACAGGGGUUUUUUGUUUUCAGACUGGGUAAUAGCACCAUGCUUCUAUGGACACUGUCUCUCUGCUGCCCACCACCAUGCACUGCCUGCACCCAGGAUCUUCUCAAGUUGGCUGAGAGGCAGUGCAGCAGGAAGUCACCCUUAAGUCUGUGUCAUCCUACAGGGCGGAGCCAACAGGAGCAAUAAACCCUGUGAGAAUGCUUCUCCCAGGGGUGGGCUCACAGUUUGUGUGUGUGUGUGUGUGUGUGUAUUUCUAUGUGACUUUGCUAUACUUCACAUCUUCUGUUAAGAUUCAGUUUCAGAAAAUAUUAACAAUCUAACAAACUAAUUUUGCCAAGGAACAAAUCUUUUUCUUUUGACUGUAAUAUGCUAAAGGACUGAACUGGGUUAAUUGACAUUUAUAUGCUGGUUUUUCUCUAAUUUAUUAAUGUAGAACCAGUGGUCUUGUUUGUAAUUCAGUCAGGUGAGUUCUGUAUAGGAUAUGAGACCAGAAUGUGGUGGUUCUGAUUGCUCAGUUUGUGUUUCCAGUGAAAGACAUUUGAGUGGUUUGCUUGGGUUUAGCAUGUUGUGUUGAGUCCUGUUCCCGAGUCAUUCUCAGUGUCCCUGUAUGAGUCCUGGUGACCCUCUAGUCCAAGUUCACUGCCUUCUAAACGUAAAAUUGUACAAAUUCAUUUGUGUUAAUA
Messenger RNA from Scleropages formosus (Asian bonytongue), 4297 nucleotides. Its product is annotated as antizyme inhibitor 1-like. The transcript has 12 exons. The record is from RefSeq and is a predicted model, not a curated record. Gene Ontology annotation, cellular component: cytoplasm. Gene Ontology annotation, biological process: negative regulation of protein catabolic process; positive regulation of polyamine transmembrane transport. Gene Ontology annotation, molecular function: ornithine decarboxylase activity; ornithine decarboxylase activator activity. The coding region runs from base 1695 to 2987 and encodes 430 amino acids. Lineage: Eukaryota; Metazoa; Chordata; Actinopteri; Osteoglossiformes; Osteoglossidae.